AUGCCUUUCGGCUUGAUAGGAGAUUCAAGGCACUUGGUCUCUACUGAGUCGGUCUUCCCUAGAAGGCUAUGUGAUUGUUAUGGACGGCCUCCCUCCAGCAGCGCAUUGAUCAGUAACAUCGCCCACGCCGCUACACCUACAUUAUGCUCAAAGACUUGUCUGAGCAAGGUGAUGGUAAGAUCCAACUCAGAAUGGAAAGCCUAUGCUUCCUCACCCUCUCGCCACGCCUCUCAUUCUAUACGCAUCCCAGACAGGCACGAUCUUCCUCAGACAACCAUGGAUAAUAAAGCUUUUUCGAUUCGCCUCAGGCAGCGCAUCGCUCUUGACGCGCAACAAGAAUACCAAGUACCCGAACAACAUCGACCCGGCCGCCAGCGUCCAUACGGCAUAGCAGAGCUCAGGCGUUUGCGCGAAGACGCAGUUGCGAGAGAGACCGACUACAACCGCGGCCUCAUCGCUCGCAAUGACAAGCGAAGACAAGCCCGCUUCCGACUCGAUAGGCAGCACGCCAUCUUUUGGCGGCUACACCAAUGGCUAUUGCCCAGAGGGGCCUGA
This is a messenger RNA of Aureobasidium namibiae CBS 147.97, 555 nucleotides long. RefSeq lists its product as uncharacterized. The transcript is spliced from 2 exons. The record is from RefSeq and is a predicted model, not a curated record. NCBI's taxonomy places the organism in Eukaryota, Fungi, Ascomycota, Dothideomycetes, Dothideales, Saccotheciaceae. The coding region runs from base 1 to 555 and encodes 184 amino acids.